Molecule: messenger RNA, 929 nt
Organism: Ilex paraguariensis (yerba mate)
Lineage: Eukaryota; Viridiplantae; Streptophyta; Magnoliopsida; Aquifoliales; Aquifoliaceae
Source: the annotation of a GenBank genome assembly
CUCACCAGGACGCACCCCGCAUCCCCACUCCCCAAGAACCCCUUUCUCUUCCCAACUCUCUCACACCAUUUUAACCCCUCUCUAUCAAUCCCAAAUCUCCACCCAACCUCCAUCUGUUUCUCUCUCUCACACGCAAAAGAAAAUGGCGAAGAAAACAACAAUGGCUACCCUCUUCUCCGUUCUUGCCAUAUGGUCUUUCGCCAGCGUUCACUCUGCACACCAUGCGGCACCAGCACCAGCCGUGGACUGCUCGAACCUGGUGUUGAACAUGGCGGACUGUCUCUCCUUCGUUACCAGCGGUAGUACCGUGAAUAAGCCUGAGGGAACUUGUUGUUCUGGGUUGAAGACGGUGCUGAAAACCGACGCAGAGUGUCUCUGUGAGGCUUUCAGAAACAGUGCUCAGUUGGGCGUCACUUUGAAUGUCACCAAGGCUUUCAGUCUACCCUCUGCUUGUCAUGUCUCUGCUCCUUCUGUUAGCAACUGUGGAUUGAGUGUUGUUCCUGGUGCAGCUCCUGCUCUUGCGCCGGUGACUGUGUCUCCAGGAUCCACUGCUGCUGCUCCUACUGUUGUGGGAGCUAACGAGUUUGCUCCAGCUCCGGCCCCCGCAAGCUCAGGUGGUUCUGUGGUUGCCAUUUCUGCUAUUCUUACUCUAGUUGUUGCAUCUCUCUCUUUGUUCUGAGAUCAUUUGUUAGUACGCCUUUUUAGAGAUGAGGGAAAGAGCAAAUGGGUGACCGUUGUGACGUUUGUUUUCUUAAAUUUCAUAUUUGCGGUACUGUUAUUACAUAUUACUAGGUUAUUACAUAAUACAUAUUACUAGGUCUUUUUUGAUGUGGGAGCUUGGGUAUUAGAUAUAUUUUCAUUGAACCUGUUAUGUAUCUUGAUUCUGCUAUAUUGAUUGCCAUUUCAGUUUUAUAUCAGUCUCUUUCUUG